CAGAGAGAGAAAGGAAAAACACAUGAAUAAUUGAGUCCAAAUCAGUUGAGCCACCCUCCGUCCCUCAAAUACUCUCAGUCUAAUGAAGUCAGAGCCUACAGCUGGAUUCCCCAACACACUUCAGGAUCAGAGAGAAGUCGAAAACAGACCUCAGGCAUCUGGACAGAGUUUGUGUGUGGUCCAAAAGCUUCACUUGACUUUACUUUUUAACAUCUCUACAACUUUUUGGGGGUAAAGAGGCUGUUGGACCCAGGAUCAUCAUGAUACCAUGGUGGCCGAACUGCUAGGCCUGCCCUCGGUUUUUCUUCUCACCAUCCUUUUUGUAUUUACAACAAAUGGGCAAACGACACCACCAGCUCCUUUUCCAGAGGUGAAGAUCAAUCACAAAGGGGAGGUGGUGUACAAGGACACCAGUGUGUAUGGGGUGGUGGGCAGAGCCGUGAUUCUGGAGUGUGGUUCCUCCAAACCUGACCUGUACAUUUGGAGCUUCACCAAGCCUGGAACUGAGGCUAUAAAAGCAGUGGUGUAUGAUCUGGGACGAGGGCCGAGACCCCAGACCCUGGCAGAGACUCUCGGACAAGUGACAGUGAUCUCAAACAGCGCCGCCGUGAGCAUCGAGAAGUUGCCUCUGGCUGCUCACGGUCUGUUCACCUGCCAGGCCUUCUACGACAUAGACACGGAGGCCAGAGUCUACUACUACUAUGUGCAUCUUACCGUCCGAGUUCCUGUCAGUAAACCUUACCUGGUGCUGAGUGAUGUGUCUCCAGUGGAAGGAACAACCAUGUGGAUGCGCUGCAAAUUGGACAACGGGACCGGGCCAAUCCAGUACAUCUGGAAACAAGAAACUCGCAAUGGAAGUGUCACAGUUUACGCACAAACCAACACCAGCACUGUCAACAUGACCAACAUCAACCGCAACCACACCGGCUGGUACCGCUGUGUGGCCAAAAACCCGGUCAACAGCGAAGGAUCUGACCGCAUAUGGCUGGACAUCAUCUAUGGCCCUGAUCUUCCUCAGAUAGAUGUGACUCCGUACAGCAUGACAGAGCGUGGAUAUUCAGCCCUAGAAAGAGAGACUGUUUCUUUACUUUGUCAAGCUCAGUCUAACCCACCCAGUCAGUACGUGUGGCAUCUCAACAACUCCCAGCUCGCAUCUGGGUCACAGUUAACCAUCACCAAGGUACUUCGAACACACACUGGAGACUACACCUGCCUGGCUCAGAACACCUACCUCAAAACCCGCUCCAAAAAAACCAUCAGCCUGACUGUCUACUACCCACCUGAUGGCUCCCCCUCCUGCUCUGUGGAGGCCGCUGUGAACCAUACCUCUUUGAAACUGCUCUGCUUCUGGGCUGGAGGAUUUCCUCCACCCGCCCUAACCUGGAGCGGAGACCUGAAACAUACAGGGCCAGAGCAACUUAGCACAAAGCAACUAUCAAACCGCAACACUGCCAUGGUACUGCCUUCUGAGGGCAUCUCCUCCAACAGUUCGUUUACAUGCACCGGAUCCCACCCAGUCUUAAGACAGCCAACAGGGUGCAUCAUACGCACAUAUGUUCCUCCAGGGGAUCCGGUAUGUUUUGCCUAUGUAACUAACAAUAAACAGUAUCUGAUGUUGUCCUGCUCCUGGGAUGGAGGGGUCCCAAAGGCCUUGGUGUGGUGGGAAGGUCCAGGUGGUCACAACAAAGGGGGGCAGGAGAACUCCAACAUCCUCAUCAUUCGCUACGGCAGCGCCCACAGUCACACUCCUUACUCUUGCCACGCUAAACACCCACUUCUGGGUCAAACCAAGACCUGCAAACUCACACUGGAGGCUCCUGUGUUGCUGACGCAGAGGAGAGUCGUGUCUGUGUUCGAGGGCAGUGACGUCCAGCUAACCUGCAACCUGAGAUCCAACUACCUCCCAACCAAUGAAAUAACCUGGUUUAACAAUCACGGCAAAGACAUUCAGGACACGUCAAAGUACAUCCUGCUACGAACGUCUGCAUGGGCCAACCUGACUGUGAGAGACACAGAUGAGAGACAAGACAGCGGCGAGUACAGGUGCACUACUUCCAACGCAGUCGGAGGAACAGAAAUCAGUGUCAGAUUAGUGGUAAAGAGACACCCCAUGCCACCCAACGCAACCCUGGUCAGAGUGAUGUACAACAGCCGCCAUCGUAACCAGGUGGAGCUGGAGUGGCAGGUACUUGAAGAAGAAGAGAACCAAGGAAAGUGGACAGGCUUCAUCUUGGAGCACAGAUGGGUGUCAGAGCGACCAGGGAGGAAAAGCAACAGCAGUAAUCCAAAAGUCAAAAACGAGGAGAAGAUCAGUCAGAUAGUCUGGUACCCUAACAUCAUCCAGGACCCGGAGAGUCGAAGUCAUAUAGUAGGAAGCCUGACACCUACUGUCACCUACCAGUUCCGCAUCACACCCUUCAAUCACCGCACCCUGGGACACCCCUCUGCACCAAAGACUCCAGCGGAACCACGAUACAACGCAUUGCCUGCUAUCAUCGGUGCAGCUAUAGGCGGGAUGCUGUUUGCAGCGUUUCUCACAAUGUUGCUGCUCAUCUUCAUAAUCCGCAACCGACACAACAACCCCCGACUGCAUGACAUGCUGUUUGGCAUGCAGCACGGCCAGUCAAGGGAAAACAUUAACCUUCCAGAGGAUGAGGUGGUUGGAGGGUCAGAGGGAGGAAUAGAGGAUAUUGGUGGAUUAUCCACUUCAGGUCCAUCGAUGGCUUUACCCAGAGCGUCUUCACCCCUCACUAUCACACCCCAGAGUGCCACUCCCUCUGCUCAAGCCCCUCCCCCUGGAGACGAUAAUGACCCUGUCAGUGUCACCAUCACAGUGAAAUCUAUAGGCUCAUAGUCAGACAACACUGACUGUUUCCAUUGUGAUUUCGUGUUUUGUAGACACUUUCCACAUCUAUUCCAACUGUUACCAGCAUGUCGUCAUUUAACUAUCAAACCAUUUACAAUAAUCACAGGAUCUCCUUUAACUAGUUUGUCACACAUUUGAAAUAUUCAGCUAAAGGAAGGAUUUGUAUUCAUAGAUAAGUCAGCAGAGUUUUUACAUGUGACAUUUUUUUUUUUUUAGUUUUGUCCACUUGGAGGAAGUGGAAAUUGUGAUUUGCUUCGUUUUAAAACGUAGUGUUAUGGAGCACUUGUUAGCAAUAGUUCCUUAUUAACCUGUGCAGCAGUUACAAGAGCAAGCAGUAGUUUUUCUGUCCAUCUGGCAAAUUAAAGCCACCAUUUCUGCCAACUCCUCAUUAUUUGCUAAAUGCUUUGAUAUGUCAUGAAGUCAUUAGUUGUGCUUUGUUGCUUGUUAGAGAUAUUUCCAGCCAAAAACACCCUGGUGUGAGAAGUGGCA
Messenger RNA from Sphaeramia orbicularis (orbiculate cardinalfish), 3355 nucleotides. RefSeq names its product V-set and immunoglobulin domain containing 10 like 2 (gene vsig10l2). The record is from RefSeq and is a predicted model, not a curated record. The coding region runs from base 269 to 2854 and encodes 861 amino acids. The transcript is spliced from 12 exons. NCBI's taxonomy places the organism in Eukaryota, Metazoa, Chordata, Actinopteri, Kurtiformes, Apogonidae. Gene Ontology annotation, molecular function: protein binding.